Molecule: messenger RNA, 880 nt
Organism: Raphanus sativus (radish)
Lineage: Eukaryota; Viridiplantae; Streptophyta; Magnoliopsida; Brassicales; Brassicaceae
Product: glycine-rich protein 5-like
Exons: 1
Coding region: 88-579 (163 amino acids)
Source: RefSeq, a predicted model, not a curated record
UCAUAUUCAUCAAGAGCACUACCAAGAUACUCUACAUUGAAAAGAAAAAAAAACAUACGUACCAAAAACGAAACAAUAUACAAAACUAUGGCUGUGACUAAGUCAUCGUCACUGGUUCUAAUCACCUUGAUACUGGCUAUGUCGUGCCUAGUCUCCGAGAGCCGGAUUGCAAGAAAAGACUUGGGUUUGGACCUUGGCGGGAUAGGGGUAGGGAUCGGUACUGGCAUCGGCAUAGGUCUCGGUGGAGGUGGAUCCGGAUCCGGAGCUGGUGCCGGGUCAGGAUCCGGAGGAGGAGGAGGGUCAAGCUCUUCUUCCUCUUCUAGCUCCAGCAGCUCUUCUUCUAGCUCUGGGGGUGGUGGAGGUGAAGCGGGAUCAGAAGCUGGAUCAUACGCGGGGUCACGUGCAGGGUCUGGUUCUGGUAGAAGUUCCGGGUCAGGCCGUGGAAGAGGAGGUGGUGGUGGUGGUGGAGGGGGUCAUGGCGGAGGAGGUGGUCGCGGUGGAGGAGGUGGAUCCGGUAAUGGAGGAGGGUACGGUGAAGGCGGUGGAUAUGGAGGAGGUUACGGUGGCGGCGGCGACUGAAUGCAUGCAUGCAAUAUCUAAUUGCUGCUAUGUGUUUUACUUUUACGUAAAUAUUAUUAGUAUAUUAUUAGUAUGAAAUAAAAGAAAAAAGCUAGAAAUUUAAUUUUCUAAAGUGGGUGAAUAAAGGAGAUAGAAAAAGCUCAUGUCGUGUUUGGUUAAUUAUGUACUCUUCCAUACUCGAAAUGGAUUCUUGUUGUUGUUGUUGCUUUACUCUUGUACUAUAAGUCUAUAAGUAUGUUGUAAUUUUCCAGUUAUGAUAGUUGAUAAAUAAAUGCAUUGUCGUGUGUUUUAUUUUCCGGCA